Podarcis muralis (Common wall lizard) is the source of this 4124-nucleotide messenger RNA. It is a transcript of the gene MMP2, whose product is annotated as matrix metallopeptidase 2. Gene Ontology annotation, biological process: response to hypoxia; collagen catabolic process; extracellular matrix organization. The record is from RefSeq and is a predicted model, not a curated record. Gene Ontology annotation, cellular component: extracellular matrix. Gene Ontology annotation, molecular function: zinc ion binding; metalloendopeptidase activity. NCBI's taxonomy places the organism in Eukaryota, Metazoa, Chordata, Lepidosauria, Squamata, Lacertidae.
UGGUUUUUCAGACUUCCUCUUGCGGUGAUUUGGAGACUGCGCAUCUGGAUUUCUUAAACAUACAAAGGAAUUGCUGGAGCAAGCAAAAGCAGAGAGAGCCCUGAGGAAAGUUAAGAUGUGUUGAUAAGCAGCUGAUGGGACCUUGCAACUCAAGACACUGACAGUGCCAAGCUCUUUACGAAGACAGGGCUUCAGGGAAAUAAUACAAAUCGAAGCAAAAUGAAGAUGCACAUCUCCUUCAGCUUUGCUGGUUGCAUGCUUAAAAUCCUGUUGAUCCACAUCUCCAUUUUUCACCCAGCCUCAGCCCCACCACCAACAACUUUGAGGCUUUCAGAAGAUGUACCAGGCAGAGAACUGAUCCCAUCACCCAUCAUAAAGUUUCCAGGGGACAUUUCUCCAAAAACUGACAAAGAACUGGCAUUGCAAUACCUCAACAAGUAUUAUGGGUGCCCGAAAGACAACUGCAACCUCAUGGUGCUGAAAGAUACCUUGAAGAAAAUGCAGAAAUUCUUUGGGCUUCCUGAAACUGGAGAACUGGACCAAAACACCAUAGAUACAAUGAAGAAACCCCGUUGUGGCAAUCCGGAUGUGGCCAAUUAUAAUUUCUUCCCGAGAAAACCAAAAUGGGAGAAAAAUCUCGUCACAUACAGGAUUUUAGGCUACACCCCAGAUCUGGACUCAGAGACUGUGGAUGAUGCUUUUGCCCGAGCCUUUAAAGUCUGGAGUGAUGUCACACCACUGGAGUUUUCCCGAAUUCAUGAUGGUGAAGCAGAUAUCAUGAUCAAUUUUGGACGAUGGGAGCAUGGUGAUGGGUAUCCUUUUGAUGGCAAGGAUGGUCUCCUGGCCCACGCCUUUGCCCCUGGGCCUGGGGUUGGUGGGGACUCCCAUUUUGACGAUGAUGAGCUUUGGACUUUGGGUGAAGGACAAGUUGUUAGAGUGAAAUACGGCAAUGCAGAUGGGGAAUUCUGCAAAUUCCCAUUCCUGUUCAAUGACAAAGAAUAUAACAGCUGCACCGAUGCAGGUCGGAGUGAUGGAUUCCUUUGGUGUUCGACAACAUACAACUUUGAUGCGGACGGCAAAUACGGAUUCUGUCCCCAUGAAUUGCUAUUCACAAUGGGUGGAAAUGGUGAUGGGCAGCCGUGCAAGUUCCCCUUCAAAUUUCAAGGCAGCACCUAUGAUAGCUGUACCACGGAAGGAAGAACAGAUGGAUACAGAUGGUGUGGGACCACUGAAGAUUAUGACCGAGAUAAGAAAUUUGGAUUUUGUCCAGAGACAGCAAUGUCAACGGUUGGUGGAAACUCUGAAGGAGCACCCUGUGUUUUUCCUUUCAUAUUCCUUGGGAAUAAGUACGAGUCCUGUACCAGCUCUGGGCGUCAGGAUGGGAAGAUGUGGUGUUCCUCAACUAGCAACUAUGACGAAGACCGCAAGUGGGGAUUUUGUCCAGAUCAAGGCUACAGCCUUUUCCUGGUUGCUGCUCAUGAAUUUGGUCAUGCCAUGGGACUAGAGCAUUCUGAAGAUCCUGGAGCACUCAUGGCCCCCAUCUAUACCUACACCAAGAACUUUCGGCUUUCCCAGGAUGACAUCACGGGAAUCCAGGAACUUUAUGGGGGCUCUACUGAUGUUGGUCCAGGCCCAAGUCCAACACUUGGGCCAGUCACCCCUGAACUAUGCAACCAAGACAUUGUAUUUGAUGCUGUUGCUCAACUCAGAGGGGAAAUCUUCUACUUCAAAGACCGAUUCAUCUGGAGGACGGCAAACCAACGAAACAGGCCAAGUGGUCCUUUGCUGAUUGCUACGUUCUGGCCAGAGCUCCCAGAAAAAAUUGACGCUGUCUACGAGGCCCCUCAAGAAGAGAAAUCAGUCUUUUUUUCAGGAAAUGAAUACUGGGUUUAUUCAGGCUACAACUUGGAAAGAGGUUAUCCGAAGAGACUCACUAGUCUGGGUUUACCUCCUGAUGUGCAACGUGUCAAUGCAGCUUUUAGUUGGAGCAAAAACAAGAAGACCUACAUUUUUGCAGGGGACAAAUUUUGGAGGUACAAUGAAGUAAAGAAGAAAAUGGACCCUGGCUUCCCUAAAUUAAUUGCAGAUGCUUGGAAUGGUGUUCCAGACAACCUAGAUGCUGUGUUUGACGUGAGCGGAAGUGGCCACAGCUAUUUCUUCAAGGACUGGUAUUAUCUCAAAAUGGAAGACCAGAGUCUAAAGAUUGUUAAAGUUGGCAAUGUGAAAUCGGAUUGGCUGGGUUGCUAAGCAGCGUGUCUUCUUAAUAAUGUCAACUACAGCAAAAUCUACACUUUUUUGUUUUUGUUUUGUAAAAGUCUUAUGUCUUACCUGCAAUUAGAGAUAGAUCUGUAUGCUAAUUCAUGGGCCAGUCUGGUACUGGCACCAAGUCACUAAGUACCACUAUUUGACAGAACUUUUUUUAUUAUUAUUAAAUCAUUCUGUUUAAGCAUAUGUGCUUAGAAGCAAGUUCCAUAAAAUGCAUGGAAUUUCCUUUUAAGUAGAUGCAUAUAGAAUCGGGGCACAAUAGGUCUUUGUUUCUUCCUCUCUUCAUUCAUUAAUUUAAGACUUUUGCAACUUUUUGGCAUGCAGCAAGUUAUGUUUACUUAUGUAGCCUGACACUUGCUACAUUUUUCUGUGUGUGCAGAUUGGUGCUAAGGACAGAACAGCAAACUCUGAAGGAAUUCUCACCUGAGCAGAGAUCAGAUGUUUGAAUGUGCCUGCAUAUAAAUAAAUAAAUCCGCUAUACAUUGAAAGCUAGCAUUGCAAGGAGAAAGCCAGGGUCAAACAUUCUUCCUGACAUGCUAGCUUUCCAAGAACAUUCAAACACUUGAUCCCACAGCUACAGUCUGAAGUGUCGCCAUCUAGCAACAGAUACUUCACAUGGAACUGCUGAUUAUGUAACUUAGUUCUUAGUCACUUGAUAGUCAAUGGAUUUCAACAGGUCUUGGUGAGGCCAUAGUAAUGUACACUACUGGAGCCAAAGUAAAAUUGUACUGUCUUUCAAAAUCCAGCUCCAUCCCCCCAAAAGAAAAUACUCAAAAUACUCGAGUACUUGAAAUGGUUGUUUGCCAUUUAAAACAUAUCAGUGCCCAAAUAUCCACCAAGAGGGGCCCUCAAAACUGUAACUUGGAUUUCAGAAUUAAAAUGUUGACACAUGUCCUUUCUGAGUUUUAAUGUGUGUUUUCUGUUUUGUUUUUAAACCCAGCUUCAGUUCAAGUUUGCCAAAGGGUUGUAUGCAAUAUUCUUUCUACUCAGAGUUGACCCAUUAAAAUAGAUGGACCUAAGUUAGUCAUGACCAUUAAUUUCAACAGGUCUACUCUGGGUUAGGACUAAUGUUGCAUCCAAGCCAUACUCACUGUCUGUGAAUAGUUCCAUUCCUUUGUCAUUCCCUGGAAAACGUCAUUCUUUCUUUACAUUUGCAUUUCUUCACACACCAAAGUGGAAAGACUGACCAAAGGGGCACGGGAUGCCUAGGAAUUGGUUGGAACAGGAUGGGAUCAACAGGGACAAACUUGUAUGAAAUGUAUUGUUUUAAAGUACUUUUUACUGGAAUGCCUUUACCUUAAAUUAGCAAACUGCUUCUUGCACUUUCUUUCCUAUUACAACCUCCCCCUCCCUUUCUUUUUAUACGGUUAUAUCAAGGUGAUUCCUCUUCUCUUUGGCUUCAUUCACACAGCAGUCCAUUCCAUUUCCCUAGCUGUUAAUUUCCACAUUAUAUUUCGGCUUUCACAUGACACAGAAAGCCACCUAAAGCAAUAUAGUGAUAUAUAGUUCAAGUUUAGCAAUUUGCUUCAAGGAAAACAAAAUAUUUGCAAAUAACACAGAAAGUUGCACAAUAUUCUGCUGUAUUUCCAGAAGUAGCAUUUAUGUUAUGUGAAGGCUUAAAUAUAAUGCAGAAAUUAACAGUAAGGAAAAGUGGAAUAAAUUAUUGUGUGAAUGCAGCCUCCAUCUCUCUUCUGCUCCUUCCUUGUUAGAUUUAAAGCAUUGGGAGAUGCCAAGUGUUCACUGUACAACCUGAUGGAAUAUUUUAUGUUCAUACAGAAAGAUUUUUUUAAAAAGGGAAAGUAAGUCUGCAUACAUGAAAUGUCAGUGGUAUAAAUAAAUAAAAGAAAAUAACAGUUCCA